CCAAAAUAAAAGCAGAUUCGAGCGAAGGGGCUCCGCGGGGAAGCGGCGCUACAGUGAGCCGACGGCGGGGUCUAGUUUUCCCGGGUUGGUCGCGGCUGCCCUCCCGGCGCUCAUGGAUAGAAUUCGCAGCCUAAACCCGAGGGAGUGAGUUCGCCUUUUCUUUUAACGCAGAAUGGUCUUAAGGAAAAGGCUAAAAACGGAGCCUUCGCAGCGGGACCGCUGACGCCGCCCCCCCCGCCGGUGCGUCGCCUCCUAGCCGUCAUGAGAGUUAGCUGCCUGUUAGCAUAGCGUUAGCUCGGACGUUAGCGGAUGCUAGAGCUUCCGGUCCCGCUGUCAGGACACAGACUGGAGUUCCUUUUCUCUUUGCCUCGUGAACCUGUGGCUCUCCUGCUCGCGGCUGACUUCAUUUCCUUUCUUUGUUUCCGCUUCUUGACCCUCGUCGUUUCUCCCUGUGACUCACAAGGCGGAGACAUGAAGAGAGUCAACAGCUUUCAGAGGUUCAUGAACAGACGGGCCGGCGCUAACUGCCGCUACCAGCCCACCUGCUACGAGCAUGCUGCCAACUGUUACACCCACGCCCUGCUCAUCGUGCCGGCCGUCGUCGGCAUGGCGUCGCUGCACCGCCUGUCGGACAAUCGCUGGGAGAGGAUCACGGCCUGGGUGUACGGCGCCGGCCUCUGCGCCCUCUUCCUGGUCUCCACCGUGUUCCACAUCAUCACCUGGAAGAAGAGCCACAUGAGGUCAAUGGAGCAGUGUUUCCACAUGUGUGACAGAGUGGUCAUCUACUUCUUCAUCGCCGCCUCCUACACGCCGUGGUUGAACCUGCGCGAGCUGGGCCCGCUGGCGGCACACAUGCGCUGGUUCGUGUGGCUCAUGGCGGCCGCCGGGACCAUCUACGUCUUUAACUAUCACGAAAAGUAUAAAGUUGUAGAGCUGGCCUUCUACCUGGCGAUGGGGUUUUUCCCUGCGUCCGUCGUGACUUCAAUGACCAACACCGAGGGUCUUCAGGAACUGGCCUGCGGCGGACUCAUCUACUGCCUCGGCGUGUUCUUCUUCAAGAGCGACGGCGUCAUCCCCUUCGCCCACGCCAUCUGGCACGUGUUCGUGGCGCUGGCGGCGGCCGUGCACUACUACGCCAUCUGGAAAUACCUCUACAAGGCGCCCGCCGCCGACGGCGUCCUCGGCUCGUGACCGCGGCGUCGUUCAACCAUCUCCACUGCCCGACCGAAGCUGCAGCGGCAGCUUGAAAAGUUUACGAAAAAAAACUCUGACCGUGAAUUGUUUACUGUUUUCUAACGCCGGGAACAGAUUUUUCAGCUAAAAGCUGUUUUGUAAACAAAAUGAGGGAGGAGAUUUUCUUCUUCUUUUUUUACUUCUCCCUCUCGAUUUCGGCACAUUCAUGAGUAUUUCAGAAAUUCGAUUUUUGUAUCACUUGAACAGUCACAUUCCACAUUUCGGGUCGUUUGCGUAUCUAAUAUUCCAUAUGCUGAUGUGAUGUGAACACUCGGACGUGAGGUGCUAACAGUCCUGACUAAUGUGCGAAUAAUACUUGAGAACGAGUACUACGACCAAAAAUACUACUUUUCUUUAUUUUUCUGGAUGCUUUGACUUUGGAGAAGUAUAAACACGCUUCUCUAUAAAACAUUUUCAUGAGUAUUAUUUGAAAACAGAAUCCAAAGCCUCAUGUUUUCUUUUUUGUUUCAGCUGCACAGGAACUGAACAUUGCCAAAAUCAGAAUUUGAUUUAAAUCAUGAAAGGAAUGAAUAUGACCAAACACUUAUUUUUGAUACCAUCCCCCUGAUCAGUAGUUUGAAGGUGGUCACAGAUUUAUUUUCUUGCAGGAAGGAAAUGAUGGACUUCGGUUAUUAGUUUUCCAAUUUUAAAUACAUAUAUAUUUUAUUUUUUACGGUCCAGAUUCACACACUUUGGACUCCACACACAGUCCUUGGUUAUUUUCAGGGAACCACAGUUGAUCCUGGUGAGUGUUCGGCGGCGCCCCCUGCUGGUGAGCUGCUGUAAGACCGACUGAUUUAACAUAUCGGCUGGUUGCCGAGGCGACGCGACACCGUGUGGUGAGGUGGGAUUAUUGUUUAUGAGCCAAAUGAGAGAAUCAGUGGAAGCUGUGUGAUGAGACGGAUGUUCUACUGUGUUUGUGUACGACCUCUGUACUGUAGUCCAGUUUUACAUUUCCUCUGAUUCAUCUCUCUUUGUACUUUACACCACUGAAGACGAACCAGUGUUUUCUGUCUGAACUCCGAAGUGGACGAACAUCAUGUUCUUGAUUAUUUUGUUUAUUUUCUUUCGUCUCAUGCUGUUGAUUUUGUAAGAAUUUGCCUAAAUGGCGCCAGACUCAUAAAAUCACUUUUUCCAUUACUUUCCUUUUUAGCUUUUUUUUUGUUUUUGUUUAAAUAAAGUGUCUCUUGUUGAAAUUAUUUUCCUUAAACCACUUGUUUUGUAACAUUUGUAUAUUUUCUGUCUUUUGUUUUACUUGUUCAUGAUCCUGGCCUUUUUGCAGGGAACCCCCACACCCCCCAAAUCUGCUUCUCGUCUGUUCCAUUGGCUGUUAAUGGUGCUGAAUAAACAAUGAAUGCUCAAUCCACUGUAAUGAAUUAUCACCUUUCUAAUGUGACAAUAAAAAAAUGUUAAUGCUCCAUG
This is a messenger RNA of Scophthalmus maximus (turbot), 2655 nucleotides long. It is a transcript of the gene mmd, whose product is annotated as monocyte to macrophage differentiation-associated. Bases 310 to 1191 code for a protein of 293 amino acids. The record is from RefSeq and is a predicted model, not a curated record. Gene Ontology annotation, cellular component: membrane. Gene Ontology annotation, molecular function: pore-forming activity. The transcript has 7 exons. NCBI's taxonomy places the organism in Eukaryota, Metazoa, Chordata, Actinopteri, Pleuronectiformes, Scophthalmidae.